AUGCAGGUAUUAUUGGAAAUUUGUGUCGAUUCAUUUGAAUCCGCCGUUGCGGCAAUCGACGGAGGUGCAGACAGAAUUGAGCUUUGUUCUGCUUUAAGCGAAGGCGGUUUAACACCCACGGUGGGGCUUUUGCGAGAAAUAAAACAGUUUCUAAGCACGAACGUACCUAACCGAGGAACGCAACAUAGCAUUCCCGUGUACUGUAUGAUACGGUGCAGAAGAGGUAAUGAUUUUUGUUUCAGUACACAUGAAAUGCGUGCCAUGAUUUGGGAUAUGCAACAGCUCAAAGAACACGGUGCCGAUGGGUUUGUUUUCGGUGCACUAGACGAAUCUGGGAAAGUGCAUCGGGACUACUGCAAACAAAUAAUAGAAACAGCGGGAUCCAUCCCAUUGACUUUUCACCGGGCUAUCGAUUGUACGGUGGAGUCUGAACUAAAAGAAAAUCUACAAAUUAUUGCUGAGCUAGGAUUUACGACUAUCCUUACAAGCGGGCUAAAACCAACUGCUUCUUUAGGCGUUAAGACGAUAAUGGAAAUGAAAAAGAUUGUAUCUGAUUUGAAAAUGGCAGGUGAUAGAUCAUUGAAAUUGAUGCCCGGAUCUGGAGUAUCAGCAGAAAACGUGUUGAUGAUUUUGCAACGCACCGGUUCUAGUGCUGUGCAUGGAUCAGCAAGUAUAACAAAACCUACAGAGAAUAGAACUGAAAAUUCUACCACAAAAGACUUCGUUGAUCCCUUACCUUUUAAAGUAUGCAGCAGAGCCAAGGUGGAAGAGCUACGCUUAUUAAUCGAUAAUAUUGCACUAUAA
Messenger RNA from Anopheles nili, 804 nucleotides. RefSeq names its product copper homeostasis protein cutC homolog. The transcript has 2 exons. Lineage: Eukaryota; Metazoa; Arthropoda; Insecta; Diptera; Culicidae. The record is from RefSeq and is a predicted model, not a curated record. Gene Ontology annotation, molecular function: copper ion binding. The coding region runs from base 1 to 804 and encodes 267 amino acids.